Messenger RNA from Tachysurus vachellii, 3308 nucleotides. RefSeq names its product POF1B actin binding protein (gene pof1b). Gene Ontology annotation, molecular function: actin filament binding. Bases 154 to 1710 code for a protein of 518 amino acids. NCBI's taxonomy places the organism in Eukaryota, Metazoa, Chordata, Actinopteri, Siluriformes, Bagridae. The transcript has 13 exons. Gene Ontology annotation, cellular component: actin filament; adherens junction; bicellular tight junction. Gene Ontology annotation, biological process: actin filament organization; bicellular tight junction assembly; epithelial cell morphogenesis. The record is from RefSeq and is a predicted model, not a curated record.
CCCAGACUCCACCCACUGACAACUACGUCGCUCCUGAGGGGAACUUCCGAGUCUGUUGUUUGGACUUCAGAGCAGAAGUCGUCUUGUUCGUCGCUUUCUCUUUUCUGAGCUCAGUUCAUUCUACAUCCGUCCUAAUUCGUUCCCAGGCCGAACAUGACGCUACCGUCAGCGCACAGCACCACCACAUUCCGGACCGUCAGCGUCGCUUCGGAACCGGGCACAGCGACGCUGCUCUCCCAGAACCAGCUCGGCGGCAUCACCGGCGGCAUCACCGGCGGCGCGACUCUGCGCACGGUCGGUGUCUCUCCGGCGCAGUUCUCCUCCGUGCAGUACGUCAACGGCUCCAUGGACGGCACCGCGCUCCACGGGAACGUGCGCUACCUCGUGCCCGUGAACAUGCAGCGCGCCUCCGAGUCCUACGUCGUGGUCAAUCAGGCGCCGCAGAUGUUAACGCCGGUUUACCUGCAGAACGUCCAGAACGUGCAGCGGGUCAGCGUCAGCAGCAUGGACGAGACCGACACGAUCCAACAAGUGAACAUCAAUGGCCAAGCUUCGGUGUUCAGUCAGCCGUCGAGCCCCAUCAAGAGUCCUGAGCCUCCUGAGCCGGUGGAGAGCAUCAGCACCAGCAGCAGCGUGCAGGAGGUCGUCAACUUCGACACGAAGACGGAUUUUGAGUUUGAACCAUUGGCCAAACUCGACACACGCUUUUUUGGCGAGCUGCUUGCAGAGGUCUACCGGAAGAACUGCGACAUUCACACGUGCAUCUCGGAACAUGUGUCCAAGAUCCGCGGACGGAAACACUUGGACCUCGAUUAUAAGCAGAAAGAAGACAUCGAACACCUUAUUCCUAAAGGAGUGUCAGAACUUACGAAGCAGCAGAUCCGCUACCUCCUGCAGACGCGCAUGACAGCAGACAUGACCAUGCGUAUGCUCCUGAGCACCUUCAGCAGCCUGAGAGAAGAUCUGGUGCACCUGCAGGACGACCUGAGGCGCCUGGAGAGUGAGAAAGAGCAGCUGGAGCGAGACCUGAGCUUUAAGGCUGAACAGUCGCUGCAGUACGACCGACUGUUGGAAAGCGUACGCGAGAACAACCGACAGCUGCAGAUCUCUCUGAAAGAGAGCACCAGCGCCCAGCGCAAAAUGGAGACUCAGCUCAUGAACACUCGCAGCACAGACUCCAGCAGGGAUUUCCGCAUCAAAGAUCUGGAAGGGAGCAAACGGGCCCUCGAGCAGGAGAACGAGCUGCUGCGCAAGAAGCUUGAAGGCCAGUGCAGUAACGCCACUCUGCAGACUAAGACCCAGGAUCUGUCCCGACAUUACGAGCAGCUGCUGAAAGAGCUACGAGAAGAGAAGGACAAGGAGCUAAAGAAUAUGCGGUCUCAGCUGGUGAAGAUCCAGACAGAAUACACUACAGAUCGCUCCAGUGAUAAGAGCCUAGAGCUGAGGAUCACAGAGCUACUGACCACACUGGAGAAGCGCGAAUCCACCAUCAGACGCCAGGAGGAGGAGAUCAGAAAGCUGCAGCAGGAGAAGACGAGCAGCUCCGACAGCCUCACUCAGACCGUCAUUACUAAAAAGUACCAGACCCAGUACCCGAUCCUCGGCCUGCUCAGCGAUGACUAUCAAUACACACCUCCACCUGUCCGUGAGUCCAAGACCAUCGUCAUCAAGAGGACGGGCGAGAUGACCAAAAAGGGAUACACUACUUAAAGACCCCCUAAAGACGCCGCACAGCUUCUCUCCGACACGACCGAGCACGAGACGAGGGCUACCCAGAUUCUUGUGCCAGUACCUACUAGAUCACCUCUCUAUCUUUUCUCACCCGUCCGUCUCUGCACCCCGUUUCCUGCUUCCCUGUUUUUAUCCCUGCUUCACGGCUCUAGAGCGGUGGUGGUUCCGGCUCUCGGCGUAAACGGGACGUAAGCUUCCCUUCACGUUCCGAUGCCGAGCAGCUCGGUUUCCGAGCCACCACGACUCUACCAGCCUCUGUUCAGAAACUCCUGUAGUCAUGUAGUCUCUGAUGUAUGACAUUAAAGGAUGUGAGCUCAGACCGGUGAUGGGAUUUGUUUGCUAUAUAACAGCAGUGGAGGUGUUUUUGUUCCUCUUUAUUUGCUUUGUUUUUUUUUCUUCUUUUUUUUUUGGUUGCAUGUGGAAAAGAGUUAAUUAUCAAGUAUUAGAAAUAAAAGAGACUAGAAUAUUUGGGUUAAGGAGACCAUUGGUGUAUUUAACAAUAACAAAGCAUGAGAGGGUUGUAGGUUUUUUGCGUUUUUAAACCUUAACAUCUCGCAAAUACUUUUACCAUAAACCUAAUGUGGCAGCUAUAUCAAGUUUUUUUUAUAUAUAUAUAUAUUUUUAAUAAUCGUCCGAUUCACGUUCAAACGCAGGACUGUAGUCAUCUCAAGGAAAACGGUGUGACGUUGGACGUGUUGCUAGAAAGGAUGUAAUUUUGAAGUAGCAAAUGCUCACUCACUGGCCACUUUAAUAGGAACAUUCAGCUUUUCAGUUAUCCAAUCAGCCAGUCAUGUAGCAGCAGCACUGAUACAUGAACUAAUGAAGAAACUCUUCGAAAACAAGAGCUUCGGUUAAAACACCAGAACGAGGAUCUCGAGCAACCACGAGAACGCUUUCUCCAGAAUUGGAGAUCCAGAUCCUAUCCAGAGUGGAACCCGAUGUGGUUUUCUGCUCUUGUAGCGUUUCCACUUAACUCAAGGUUCAAGAUGUUGAGAUGCUUUUCUGUUCACUGCGGUUUCGACAGAACGAAGAGUUAUUCGAGUCGCCGCAGCCGUCCUGGGACCUCGAACGGGUCUCGUCGUUGUCUACUGACCUUUUCUCAACAAAGCUGGAUUUAUUUUUUUCUACAGCUUUUUUUUUGUUCCUGUUAAAAGUUGCCAGUCAGUGCAGUUUAAUGGCAGCCACUGACCCAAAUUAGGGACAUUCACUAAUCCUCAGCUUCUUUAGGUUUACUGUCAGCGGUGUGUAAAGAUGUUUCUCAAAAUCUCUUCAAAGUAUAAAACAAAAUUGUAAGAGAAAAAUCCUAACAAGAGUUGCUGUAUUUACAGGGGUGUGAUUUCAUAAACAACUGCAUUAAUCCUGCUUUAAUGACUAAAUCUGCUGUAUACCGUGUUUCUACAUUUUUGUACAGUGUAUCAUCAGCUUUUUUUCCCCCUCCCCUGUUGUAUUCCAGCCAUUUUCUUUUUAAUAUUCAGAACUUUCAAUUCAUGUCCGGUUUCAGUCUGCUUGGGAUUGUUACACUGCCCUCUGCUGCCUGCAAGGUGAACUGCAAUGCAAUAAAAAAAACAUCUGUCUGA